Molecule: messenger RNA, 4102 nt
Organism: Solanum verrucosum
Lineage: Eukaryota; Viridiplantae; Streptophyta; Magnoliopsida; Solanales; Solanaceae
Product: phospholipid-transporting ATPase 3-like
Exons: 27
Coding region: 136-3804 (1222 amino acids)
Biological process (GO): phospholipid translocation
Cellular component (GO): plasma membrane
Molecular function (GO): ATP hydrolysis activity; magnesium ion binding; ATPase-coupled intramembrane lipid carrier activity
Source: RefSeq, a predicted model, not a curated record
AAGUCUUUCUUCUUCAACUCCAUUCAACUAAAGAGAUAAAUCCAACAAAAUAUCACUUGAAAAAAAAUACGAAGUAAGAGUUUAUCGCCGGCGAGUAUUUUCUCCGGUCUGGCGAGAUUGAGUAGGAGUUGAAGAAUGGGUGGAGGAUGGAGAGGAUCUGGAUCGGCAGCUAGUACAAGUAGAACGCCGAUACUUAAUCGUAUUUCAUCUUCUCGAAGUAUUCGUCUUGGUCAAGUGCAGCCUCAAGCACCAGGUCAUCGAACUGUUUUUCUGAAUGAUCGUGAUGCUAAUGCCCUUGCUAAAUUCAAGGGAAAUUCUGUUUCAACGACAAAGUAUGAUGUCCUAACGUUCCUGCCAAAGGGGUUAUUUGAACAGUUCAGGCGGGUGGCUAAUCUGUACUUCCUUAUGAUCUCAAUUUUGUCAUGCACACCAAUCAGUCCUGUAAGUCCAAUAACAAAUGUGCUUCCUUUGAGCAUGGUGCUUCUCGUUUCUCUUAUUAAGGAGGCUUGGGAGGACUGGAAACGUUUUCAGAAUGACAAGUCUAUUAAUAAUUCCUCCAUAGACAUGUUGCAAGACCAGAUUUGGGUAAAUGCAACUUGGAAGAAGCUGCAGGCUGGAGAUAUCGUGAGAGUUAAGCAGGAUGAGUUCUUUCCGGCAGAUCUUAUUUUUCUUGCCAGCACAAACCCAGAUGGGGUCUGCUACAUUGAGACGGCAAAUUUGGAUGGUGAAACUAAUUUAAAGAUCAGAAAGGCACUGGAGAAGACCUGGGAUUAUGUGUCUCCUGAGAAAAUAUCUACAUUCAGAGGUGAGUUACAAUGUGAGCAACCUAAUAACUCAUUGUACACAUUCACUGGCAAUCUGAUAAUUCAAAAGCAAACCUUACCACUUAGUCCAAACCAACUUCUUUUACGGGGUUGCAGUCUGAGAAACACUCAGUACAUUGUUGGGGCUGUCAUUUUCACUGGGCAUGAAACAAAGGUUAUGAUGAAUUCUAUGAAAAUUCCUUCCAAGAGAAGCACUUUGGAGAAGAAACUUGACAAACUUAUUAUCGCUCUUUUUAGCACUCUCUUGUGCAUGUGUCUCUUGGGAGCCAUAGGCAGCGGUAUCUUUAUAGAUAAGAAGUAUUAUUAUUUGCGCUUCGAAACUGGCAAAAAUGCAGAUCCACAGUCCGACCCGGACAAUAGAUUUGUGGUUGCAGUUUUGACCAUGUUCACCUUAAUCACUUUGUAUUCACCGAUUAUUCCAAUCUCUCUCUAUGUCUCCGUUGAGAUGAUUAAAUUUGUACAAUCCAAUAAAUUCAUCAAUAACGACUUGCACAUGUACCAUGCUGAGAGUAAUACCGCUGCUCAGGCAAGAACAUCUAAUUUGAAUGAGGAGCUUGGGCAGGUGGAAUACAUAUUCUCUGACAAAACUGGAACUCUUACGAGGAACUUGAUGGAGUUUUUCAAGUGUUCAAUCGGUGGAGAGAUAUAUGGUACAGGUGUUAGUGAAAUUGAGAUGGGAACUGCUCAGCGAAAUGGGCUGAAAGUUGAGGUUAAGAAAUCAUCAACAGAAGCACGAGAGAAAGGUUUCAAUUUUAAUGACGCUAGGCUGAUGCGAGGUGCCUGGAGGAAUGAACCUAAUCCUGAUUCAUGCAGGGAAUUUUUCAAAUGCCUUGCUAUAUGCCAUACUGUUCUUCCUGAAGGUGAAGAGACCCCAGAAAAAAUACGAUAUCAAGCAGCAUCCCCAGAUGAGUCUGCUUUGGUUGUAGCAGCAAAGAACUUUGGCUUCUUCUUUUACAAACGUACACCAACUAUGAUUUAUGUGCGUGAGUCACAUGUUGAAAAGAUGGGGAAGAUUCAAGAUGUUCCUUAUGAGAUUCUAAAUGUUCUUGAAUUCAACAGUACGAGAAAGCGCCAGUCUGUUGUAUGUCGCUAUCCUGAAGGCAGAUUGGUUCUCUACUGUAAGGGUGCAGAUAAUGUAAUUUAUGAGAGGUUGCGUGACGGAGACAAUGAUUUGAGGAAAAGAACUAGGGAACACUUGGAGCAAUUUGGGGCUGCUGGACUUCGGACACUUUGCUUGGCUUAUAGAGAUGUAACCCCCGAUGAGUAUGAAAAAUGGAAUGAGAAAUUCAUUCAAGCAAAAUCUUCUCUCCGGGACCGUGAGAAGAAAUUGGAUGAGGUGGCAGAACUGAUAGAAAAGGAACUUGUCUUGAUUGGAUCCACUGCCAUAGAAGAUAAGCUUCAAGAAGGUGUACCUGAGUGCAUAGAAACUCUUUCAAGGGCUGGAAUUAAGAUUUGGGUGCUUACUGGUGACAAAUUGGAAACAGCGAUAAAUAUAGCUUAUGCAUGCAAGUUAAUCAAUAACAGCAUGAAACAAUUUAUCAUUAGUUCUGAAACUGAUGCAAUCAGAGAAGUGGAAGAUAGAGGUGAUCUAGUGGAGCUUGCUCGUUUUAUGAAAGAAACAGUGCAGAAUGAGCUUAAAAGAUGUUAUGAGGAAGCGCAAGAGCAUCUUCAUUCUGUUUCUGGACCAAAAUUAGCACUAGUAAUUGAUGGGAAGUGUUUGAUGUAUGCACUAGACCCGAGUCUUCGUGUAAUGCUGUUGAAUUUAAGCUUAAAUUGCAGUGCAGUGGUUUGCUGUCGUGUUUCUCCUUUGCAGAAAGCACAGGUGACAAGCUUGGUUAAGAAGGGGGCAAACAGAAUAACUCUCAGCAUUGGUGAUGGAGCUAAUGAUGUAAGUAUGAUUCAAGCUGCUCAUGUUGGUGUUGGAAUAAGUGGACAGGAGGGAAUGCAAGCAGUGAUGGCUAGUGAUUUCGCAAUAGCUCAGUUCCGAUUUCUCGCUGAUUUACUGCUUGUCCAUGGACGCUGGUCAUAUCUGAGAAUAUGCAAGGUUGUCACAUAUUUUUAUUACAAGAAUCUUACAUUUACCCUGACUCAAUUUUGGUUUACCUUCCGGACUGGAUUCUCCGGUCAAAGGUUCUAUGAUGAUUGGUUCCAGUCUCUCUAUAAUGUGAUGUUCACAGCUCUUCCUGUUAUUGUUCUUGGGCUUUUUGAGAAGGAUGUCAGUGCUUCCCUCUCCAAGAAAUAUCCUGAGCUAUACAAGGAAGGAAUAAGAAAUACUUUCUUCAGAUGGAGAGUUGUGGUCAUCUGGGCUUUCUUUGCAGUAUAUCAAUCAUUGGUCUUGUAUUAUUUUGUAAUUGAUUCGAGUACAAAGGGCAUGAAUUCAUCAGGCAAGAUAUUUGGCCUGUGGGAUGUCAGUACAAUGGCUUUCACUUGUGUUGUUGUAACUGUCAAUUUGCGUCUGCUUAUGAUGUGCGACACAAUUACAAGAUGGCAUCACAUCACUGUUGGAGGGAGCAUAUUAUUGUGGUUCAUUUUUGUCUUUAUUUAUUCGGGUAUUUCCUUGCCAAAAGAACAGAAGAAUAUCUAUUUGGUCAUCUAUGCCUUGAUGAGCACAUUUUAUUUCUAUCUCUCUCUGCUCCUUGUACCUGUUGCUGCUCUUUUUGGUGACUUCAUUUAUCAGGGGGUUCAAAGAUGGUUUUUCCCUUAUGAUUAUCAGAUCGUUCAGGAAAUUCAUAGGCAUGAAAUUGACAGUAGGAUGGGGUUACUAGAGAUUGGAAAUGAUCUUACACCUGAAGAAGCAAGGAGUUACGCAAUUAGACAACUUCCCGGACAGAAAUCAAAACAUACUGGUUUUGCCUUUGAUUCACCUGGGUACGAGUCAUUUUUUGCAUCUCAGGCUGGUGUCUCGAUCCCCCAAAAGGCAUGGGAUGUAGCUCGGAGAGCAAGUAUGAAACCACAGUCAAAGCUACCUCGAGAAAACUAACUUCCAGAUAGUACAAAUUUUCCUCCCUGAACAUUAAUGUACUUUUUUGACCCAAGACAAUUUAGCUUAUAGUAGAAUUAGAUGUGUAAUAUCUUGUCAUCUAGUUUUAUUCUUUCACACACCUUACUCGCCCUUGUGAUUUUUUGGAAUAUAGUCACAAUUAGGUUUAGAGAGCUUGUAGUAAAAUCAGUUUAAGAAAAUAUGUACACUAUCUGGAAGUGGAAGUAACUGAAAUCUAUUUAUUGAUAGCUUGAAUAUUCCUAAGAAACAUGCUUAAUAUAUUACUCUUGUUGUAGUA